AUGAGCAUGAAACGAGGAGGACGUCGCAUGGCGCUGGAGGUGAUGGCUGGAGUUGCUGCUUGGCCGCAAGUAGCGAGUGCCCUGUUCGAUGACAAGAUCGGAUGGGGCGAUUCAGACAAGGUCGGAGUGCAGUGGGACGGAGGAUUCGCAAACCCUCUCGCUUCCCAGCCUGAUGAGUUCAGCACUGAGGUUGUCAAUGGCAAGGGGAACCCAGUUGUUAUCUCGUUCACAAAGCCAAAGAAGUGGAAGCUCAGCACCAACGCCGGCAUCACAGUCCAGGACUACAUCACAGCAGAGAGCGCCUUUGUCCUCGUCGCUCCUGCCCAGGGCCACAGUGUCUCCGACUUGCCUCCAGAGUACGUGCUUGACAAGGUUUUGACUCAAGGGAAAGCGAGUAACGCGGAAAAAGAUCUUCCACCUAUCAUGGAAGCAGGACCGCAGGAUGAUGGUUCAAGUGAUCCGUUCACGAAGAAGGAGAUGGAGAAGAAGGAAACGUUGCAAAAGCAGAAGAACAGGGAAAAGCGAAACCACGAAGAGAUCCAUGGAAAGACCCACCUGCAGCUCUCGGAGAACCCGAGCAAGCAGGAGCAGAAGCUCCAGACGAAGGCUCAGCUCAAGCUCGCUCAGAAGUCAACUGGAUCUCUCGGCAAGUUUGACAAGAAGCUCAAGGGAGAAUUGAAAUCUGCACCCAACCGCAAGUUCGAUCCGGAGACGCUUCAGAAUGAGAAGAAGAGGAACCUGGAGCUGCUGAGCAAGAUCGUCUCAGUCGAGGGAGCGACCCUUGACCACGAAAAGGCCAAGGCAGGGAGCCAGAAGAAAGACAAGGGCAAGAAGCCCAAGAGAAACGCAAAGGCGAAACGAUGA
This is a messenger RNA of Guillardia theta CCMP2712, 864 nucleotides long. RefSeq lists its product as hypothetical. The transcript is spliced from 9 exons. Bases 1 to 864 code for a protein of 287 amino acids. NCBI's taxonomy places the organism in Eukaryota, Cryptophyceae, Pyrenomonadales, Geminigeraceae. The record is from RefSeq and is a predicted model, not a curated record.